UCAGGAGGAAGCCGGCUCUGUGCCUGGAGGGGAUCCGCCAUCUCAGAUCUCUCGGCCUUGCCUGGGCCCACCGGAGAAAACUGAUACCCCGGUCCUAUUAUACUUAUGGGGGACCAACCUUGUGACUCCGGGAGAUCUACGCUCCCACCAGGAAACACGCCGGAACCCAAGCCUCCAAAAAAACGCUGCCUCCUUGCUCCACGGUGGGAUUAUCCAGAAGGAACUCCCAGUGGAGGUAGUACCACUCUCCCCUCGCAACCUCCUCCUGCUUCAGCCGGCCUGAAGUCGCACCCUCCUCCUCCGGAGAAGUAGUGAAAUAUAUUUUUUUCCACCUUAAACCAGGUCAGAUUUUUUCUUUCUCAUCUGGGACAUCCAGGCUCUCUGAAACUUAAUUAUGCUUUCUCCCGGAUUUUCCCCCCUUUCCCUGUUCUUUCCACACAUUAAAAAAAA
Messenger RNA from Nannospalax galili (Upper Galilee mountains blind mole rat), 450 nucleotides. RefSeq names its product negative regulator of P-body association (gene Nbdy). NCBI's taxonomy places the organism in Eukaryota, Metazoa, Chordata, Mammalia, Rodentia, Spalacidae. The record is from RefSeq and is a predicted model, not a curated record. Bases 106 to 312 code for a protein of 68 amino acids. The transcript has a single exon.